Molecule: messenger RNA, 1938 nt
Organism: Closterium sp. Yama58-4
Lineage: Eukaryota; Viridiplantae; Streptophyta; Zygnematophyceae; Desmidiales; Closteriaceae
Source: the annotation of a GenBank genome assembly
AUGGGGUGCAAUGCGCGAGCCACGGCGUUGCCUCUUCUGCUCGCGCUUCUAGCGGCGUCGGUGAUUGUCGCGCCAGCAACCGCGAGGGUUCUUGCUCCGCGAAGUCCGCGGCGAAGUCUCGCUCUCAAGGCCCUCUCGCUCCUCAAGGUGACAUCAAUCAAACCGACGCUGCUGGCUGUUAAUGAUUUGGGCGGCGGCUCUGGCGGAGAUCUGGGCGGAUCAGGCGGCGAUUUGAACGGCGGCAGCGGCGGCGAUUUGGGCGGCGGCUCUGGCGGAGACCUGGGCGGCGGCCCUGGCGGAGAUCUGGGCGGCGGCUCUGGCCCAGAUUUGGGCGGCGGCAGUGGUGGGGAUUUGGGCGGCGGCAGCGGCGGAGAUUUGGGCGGCGGCAGCGGCGGAGAUUUGGGCGGCGGCAGCGGCGGACCUGGCGGACAGCAGGGCGGACCCGGCGGGCAGCAGGGCGGACCCGGCGGGCAGCAGGGCGGUCCCGGCGGACAGCAGGGCGGUCCCGGAGGACAGGAGGGCGGUCCCGGUGGACAGCAGGGCGGCCCCAGCGGACAGCAGGGCGGUUCCGGCGGACAGCAGGGCGGCCCCGGCGGACAGCAAGGGGGUCCCGGCGGACAGCAGGGCGGUCCCGGCGGACAGCAGGGCGGUCCCGGCGGACAGCAGGGCGGGCCCGGCGGACAGCAAGGGGGUCCCGGCGGACAGCAAGGGGGUCCCGGCGGGCAGCAAGGCGGUCCCGGUGGACAGCAGGGUGGGCCCGGCGGACAGCAGGGCGGUCCCGGCGGACAGCAGGGCGGACCCGGCGGACAGCAGGGCGGACCUGGCGGACAGCAGGGCGGCAGCGGCGGAGAUUUUGUUGGCGGCAGCGGCGGAGAUUUGGGCGGCGGCAGCGGCGGAGAUUUGGGCGGCGGCAGCGGCGGGGAUUUGGGCGGCGGCAGCGGCGGACCUGGCGGGCAGCAGGGCGGAGCCGGCGGACAGCAGGGAGGUCCCGGCGGACAGCAAGGCGGGCAGCAGGGCGGGCAGCAAGGCGGACCUGGCGGGCAGCAAGGCGGGCAGCAGGGCGGACCUGGCGGGCAGCAGGGCGGACCUGGCGGGCAGCAGGGCGGACCUGGCGGGCAGCAGGGCGGACCUGGCGGGCAGCAGGGCGGACCUGGCGGGCAGCAGGGCGGACCCGGCGGGCAGCAGGGUGGACCCGGCGGGCAGCAGGGCGGACCUGGCGGGCAGCAGGGCGGACCUGGCGGGCAGCAGGGCGGGCAGCAGGGCGGACCUGGCGGGCAGCAGGGCGGGCAGCAGGGCGGACCUGGCGGGCAGCAGGGCGGGCAGCAGGGCGGACCUGGCGGGCAGCAGGGCGGGCAGCAGGGCGGACCUGGCGGGCAGCAGGGCGGGCAGCAGGGCGGACCUGGCGGGCAGCAGGGCGGGCAGCAGGGCGGACCUGGCGGGCAGCAGGGCGGGCAGCAGGGCGGACCUGGCGGGCAGCAGGGCGGGCAGCAGGGCGGACCUGGCGGGCAGCAGGGCGGGCAGCAGGGCGGACCUGGCGGGCAGCAGGGCGGGCAGCAGGGCGGACCUGGCGGGCAGCAGGGCGGACCUGGCGGGCAGCAGGGCGGACCUGGCGGGCAGCAGGGCGGGCAGCAGGGCGGGCCUGGUGGGCAGCAGGUCGGGCCUGGGGGACAGCGGGGGGGACCUGGCGCAGAUCAGGGGGGAUCUGGCGGGCAGCAAGGGGGUUCUGGCGCAGAUCAGGGGGGAUCUGGCGGGCAACAGGGGGGUUCUGGCGCAGAUCAGGGGGGAUCCGGCGGGGGAUCUGGCGGGAUUGCAACUGUUCAGAAUGUGGGAGACAGCACUUUCUCAAAGGUCGGUGUGAAGGCAGGAAAGGGGGCAAAGGGCGGCAAGGGUGGAAAGGGAGGGAAGGGGGGGAAGGGGGGCAAGGGCGGAAAGAAGUGA